CCUGGUACAAAUGUCUUUGUUCUCUGCUUUGCAGUCGAUCUCCGGGCUUCAUUUGAUAACAUAGAGAAAGUAAGCCCGUAAACAUUAAUUUAUUGGCUAAUUUACACAAAGAAGACGGCAUUUGGUCCUAUGAAAUCCAGUUUUAUGAUUUGUGUCUGCUAGUAUAGCAAGAACAUACUAAGGAAAGUAUACACUCCUUAUUACAGCUAUAGGUCGAUUUUACACUUAUAGGAUGAUCUUUCCGUUCUCUUGAAUCUCAGGGAGUUUAUUAGAAGUUAAACAUAAUGAAAACUGUCGCUUAUAACUUAAGAAACGUUUUAAAUCGUUAUUAUUCCUAAGCUAUUAACAUUCCGAGCUUACGGUCUAAAAACUCCUACCAUAUAAAUGAUUUAUCUCUGGAUAAACCACUUGAUUUCUUGUAUGUUUUGCUACCAGAUUAAACUUGCUGAUCAUUUUUUUGGUAUUUAUUUUAGUGGAGGAAUGA
Messenger RNA from Spirometra erinaceieuropaei, 484 nucleotides. NCBI's taxonomy places the organism in Eukaryota, Metazoa, Platyhelminthes, Cestoda, Diphyllobothriidea, Diphyllobothriidae. The record is from the annotation of a GenBank genome assembly.